Molecule: messenger RNA, 2000 nt
Organism: Coccidioides immitis RS
Lineage: Eukaryota; Fungi; Ascomycota; Eurotiomycetes; Onygenales; Onygenaceae
Exons: 2
Coding region: 1467-1877 (136 amino acids)
Source: RefSeq, a predicted model, not a curated record
CUCAAAAAAAGGAUUCCGGUUACCUGUCACAAAAAAUGGAAUCGCCAUGUUGACAGUUCCCGGUUGUAUGUAUUCUUUGGACAACAGCUAUCCUCAAUCCCCGUGGAGAUUGGAUAUCAAUAAGUAUCCAUUGAACUCCCCUUACCAGCUAAGUUCAUCAGGCCAACUGGUCGCAAACCUCGUUAAAUCGGACCUUCCCUUCCGUUGAUGCAUCAUCAAAGCUCAAUAUCACGACAUGCACAGCUCAUUCCCCCAAAUUAGCACCCGGUUCUCGUAUGAUACCGAAUACUACCAAAAUUAGACAAAAAGAAGCCCGCCAGCGGCCCACUUCUCGCAUUUCUGAAGUAACUCUUGCAUUACGGAUUCCACCUUUCUUCCAAUUUAGCAACAUAUUACCCUUAUCAAUCAGGCUGAUAUCCAGGGUUGAUAGUCCACAAGCAACCCCUUAGACGCAACGGGGUGGGGACCAGUGCGGAUCACCACAUUAUCACAUGAAUUCUCUUGCUACACGUGAAUGGAUAGAUAGCAAGCAACGAUGUGAGGACGGAGAUAGUGUCAGCCAGAAAAGAAGCCAUGUAGAUACCAAAAUACGUUGUAGCGAUCCUAUUUCUUGUAGUAGUUAUCCGAUUUGCUUAUCGAACCAUCCUUGCACGCGAUUGAUGCUUGAUACAACUCUCUCUUCAGCUGCUUCAGAGACUGAUGAGCAAUCAUGCAAUUAAUCGCAAUCUCAACCUUCUCUUGCGCGGAAGGCUAGCUAUAGUUUGUCACCGUUAUCUACCCCUUGUUGAUUCCUUCCAUCGCGGAUUACACAAUAGCGAACAUCGUCUUUAGCGGAUACCAUACAUGCACAUGUAAUGUAUGUGCAUACAAGGCACGCAGGACGGAGGACCCUUAGUCAAAAUCACAACAACGUGUGAUCGACACUCAAAUCGCAUCCUCUGCAGGUCAAGCAGAGUAAGUCAGGACGCCGUCCAAGCUCGGAUAACCUAGCAUCUUCGUCCACUUCCAUCGCAACAGGCGGUUCCGAGUCCCGGUCUAGCCCAAGAGGACCACAAUGCAAUAUGGAUUCAAAAUGGGAAGCCAGAAGCCUGAUAGGUGGCUAUUUUAACCCCCCCGCCCAAACGACAUCCCCGACACCAUGUUCCGCUCUUCGAACGACGAGUGUGGCCAUGGCACCCAUUGGCCCAUCAACGGUCGUAUUCCUGGAGGGUUUUGCUACUCGCUAGAAUCAACUAUAUUCCACCAGGGAUCACGGCUUCUAGCCCAUUCCUCCGCUUUUGCAAACCGAACUGUUAUUUCAGGAGUUAAUGAGAGCAACGCUAUCUGUCUCAAGAACGGCCAAUGAUGAAAGUAGACAGGAGGGAAAGCUGAAAAUUGACAGGGUCAAAUCGCCUGUCUAUACGUAAUGAAGUGGUUUGUCCAAUUGUCUCCAAGAAGCUCUAGAGCGAACGGCAACGACGACUACCAUGGCAUACCCUCCUCCACCUCUCCUCUUCUCCAGGCUUUUCUCCAAACUCAAAUUUUGCUCGAAGCUACGGGCAGUGGAGUAUCGGCAAGGAAGAAGCGUUGGAAGAGUAUCUGGCAGAUCGGUGAAAACUGCUGUUUAUAGACCAGUGGGAUACAUUAAUAACCCCCGGAAUUCCACAUCAGAUUCCACGGCAGGACGAGAAAUGGCGGAACACCGACGGCCCUGCUGUGUGGCAGUUGAACUAUAUGAGGCAAUCGCCAAGGGGUCUAAAAUCAUAUCCCUCUUGUUUCUGCGGUCUCGCAUCACCUGGUGUUUUCUAGCAAAAGCUCUCUCUCUCUCUCUGUCUCUCUGGGAUAAAAAGUGGAAAGCGUUGGAUACAUAUCUACCCUGGGGAUCCAGUAACACAUAAUCCUUUCAACCGUCAAUUCGGAAAGUCAACAGGCUUAUUAGCCGGGGUAGCUCUAUACUCCGGUUCAUAAUCCACUAGAUUGAGAUAGGAGAUAGCGGAAUAUGCAAAGAUGGUGUAAUAGAG